AUGGCCGAGGGCUGGCAAGAAAGGUUACAAGAAUUUUGCAAUUUCGAAUCGGUUUUCGAGAAAACCCUUUCUGAAUCGGCAACCCGUACUAAGUUUGCUACUCACUGUGAACAAGGGAAACAAAUUGCUGAACACUUUCGAAGUGUGAUGGAAAAGGUGUAUGAAACUACAGUUGAAGAAAAAGACGCUGCUGUUCGGCUUCGCUGCCUAUCUCAGUCUCGUUUGGAGGAAGUUCGCUCUCGACUGGUGAAAACCAAUCAGGCUCUCGACGAUAUGAUACAUACGUGUUUGGCUCGAGUAGAGGCCCAGGUGGCCAGUGCUCUGAAUGCUGAGAUUCGUCGUCUCGGUGAGCUGGUUGAUAGUUACUCACGGCCAUUCCAUCCGGAUCCGGCAAUGUUGCAUCUGUACAAACGAGAGUUGAACACACACGUGGAACGGGAGCUAGGGCGGAAGUUAACCGAGGCUUGUUCCAGUGACAUUUUGAAUGAAGUUUCUCGAGCUGAACAAAUGAUGACAAAUGGUCUGGCCAAAAUUGUUAGUGAUGAAACAUACAAAAGUCGCAUCUUCCAAUUGAUUGAUCCCAAUGCAUUCACUCCAGAAUUUCACGUAGACUGUCGCAAUUUAUGUGCCGAUUUUCGUGAAGACAUUCAAUUCCGGUUUAGUUUGGGUUUAAGUGCGAUCCUGCAGCGAUUGACCGCUCCUCGUCGAGGUGCCAAUCAAGUCUCCAAAGCGGUUGGAUGGCGUGUGCUGGGUCUAGCAGCCGGACUGUACGGCGGAUUGUAUCUUUACGAGCGAAUAGCGUGGACUAACAAGGCUAAGGAGGCAACUUUCAAGCGUCAAUACGUAGAUUUUGCUUCGCACAAGCUGCGGUUGAUCGUUGAUUUAACCAGCACCAACGCGCGUCACCAAGUAAAGCGUGAGCUACAAGUUGCGCAGAAAAAGCUCGCCGGUCAAGUGGAGACGUUCGCGGAGUCCUUAGUUGAUGAAGUGAAACAAUUGGAUGAGGAUAUUGUUCACUUGGAAACCAUAACUACAGAUGCGAAAAAACUGAAGAAUCGCGCGAGUCAACUCCUGUCAAGUCUGAAUCGGUUCUACGAUCUGUUUAUUGCCAAUUUGUGGCACGAACCGGGUUAG
Echinostoma caproni is the source of this 1134-nucleotide messenger RNA. NCBI's taxonomy places the organism in Eukaryota, Metazoa, Platyhelminthes, Trematoda, Plagiorchiida, Echinostomatidae. The record is from the annotation of a GenBank genome assembly.